Aspergillus oryzae RIB40 is the source of this 975-nucleotide messenger RNA. RefSeq names its product alpha/beta fold hydrolase. The transcript is spliced from 2 exons. The coding region runs from base 1 to 975 and encodes 324 amino acids. Lineage: Eukaryota; Fungi; Ascomycota; Eurotiomycetes; Eurotiales; Aspergillaceae. The record is from RefSeq and is a predicted model, not a curated record.
AUGUCUAAGCCUUUGAUCGUGCUCCCCCGCCCUGGGACAGUGCCACCCAGCGGCGCAACGCAGCCCAUUCCCGCCCCAUUGGAAGCCGCCUUCGUCGCAACCUUCGGCAACCGGCUUCCACCAGCAUCAUAUUUACAAACCCUCCACGGCAAAGCAGCAUACUACGAACUACCACCCUCAUCUCCUGUUUCCACGGAUGGUAAACAGCCCAUAUCCCGGGUACUAUUCGUCCACGGGGUGCAAACACCUGCAAUCGGCCUCCAGCCAUUAGCCAACGCACUGUCCUCGCGUUUCCCCUCGGCUCAUUGUGUCCUAGUGGAUCUGUGGGGCCACGGACUCUCAGAAACACCGUUUGUGGCGCACGACCCCGCUCUCUUCCAUGGAUUAAUAGAAGCCGUGAUGGUUCAUCUUGGAUGGACUGAUGCCCAUUUCAUUGGCUAUUCUUUUGGCGGGUCUACCACAGCAAGUUUUGCGGCAGCGCACCCCGAACGCGUCGCGUCGAUGGCUUUGGUUGCCCCGGCGGGCCUACGCCGCACCGCCGGGCUCGAUGAGGUGCAGAAAGGUUACUUGCGUGGUGGGGAGGGGUUGGAAGAGGCUGCGCGAGAUUGGAUCCUGGAAGUGCUGGAAGGGGGCCGGUUGGUUGUGCCUUCGGAUUGGAAGGAGAGGGUGGGACGAGGUGAGGUUGUGGCAGAAGCUGUCAGAGAUUGGGAAAUGAAAGAGCAUGCAGGGCAUGCCGCUAGCGUAGUCGGUAUCUUUAGGGAUGGUGGAGUUUUUGAUAAACAUGCGGCGACGACGGGGAUCAAGAGUCGAUGUGUUCUUGGGGAGCUGGAUGAUUUGUGUAGCGUGCAGGACUUGCAUGAGCUUGGAAUGCAGGAUGUUGUGGUCGUGCCCCAGGUCGGCCAUGGAGUAGUUAGGGAAAGGGUACCGGAGGUUGCGGGCUUUAUCGAAGAGUUCUGGAAUAGACUCCAGCAAUAG